This is a messenger RNA of Eleginops maclovinus (Patagonian blennie), 3486 nucleotides long. RefSeq names its product transmembrane protein 163a-like. The record is from RefSeq and is a predicted model, not a curated record. The transcript is spliced from 8 exons. Gene Ontology annotation, molecular function: zinc ion binding. Gene Ontology annotation, cellular component: synaptic vesicle membrane. The coding region runs from base 118 to 969 and encodes 283 amino acids. NCBI's taxonomy places the organism in Eukaryota, Metazoa, Chordata, Actinopteri, Perciformes, Eleginopidae.
ACCUGGAGUCUCCCUCCCCUCUCUAUCUCUGGGUGUCUCCCUGGUUUAAAGCCUGCACUUCUCGCCCAGGUGAGACAUUUUUGGAGUGCGUAAUUGGAACUGCAGCCUGCCGAGAAGAUGACGGACUCCACACCGGCUGAAUCCACCGCCGUCUCGGACCCGGUUGUUGUGGAGGAGAACGGGCAGUGCGAGAAGGAGGAAUCCCCGGAGCAGCAGCAGCCGCAGACAGACACUGAAAGUCGGGGAGAGGGUCUCAAGAUGGACCAGGAGAUGAAGAUAACAGACAGCGCGGACGACGGAGGUCUUCUGGAGAGCAGCAUGCGUCUGAAGCCUCAUGAAGCUCAGAGUUAUCGUAAGAAGGCUCUGGUGGUGUCCUGGGUGUCCAUCGUGAUCACACUCAUCCUGGCCGUGGUCUCUUUCACUGUUUCCAUCAUGCGCCACAGUGCUUCUGCUUUUGGAUUUGCUUUUGACGCCUCUCUGGAUGUGCUGUCCUCGGCUAUAGUACUGUGGCGGUACAGCAACCCCUCAGCGGUCCACUCUGCACACCGCGAAUACUUAGCGUGCAUUAUCCUGGGUGUGGUUUUCAUCCUGUCCUCCCUGUGCAUUCUGGGUAAAGCCAUCCACGCCCUGGCCACCAAGGUGCUACCUCAAGUGGACAACUUCCUGUUUGCCGUCUCCAUCGUCAGCGGCUUGCUGUGCAUCAUCCUGGCUGUCAUCAAGUUUAUGCUCGGCAAAAAGCUCGUGAGCCGGGCCCUCAUUACUGAUGGAUUCAACUCUUUGGUCGGGGGGGUGAUGGGGUUCUCCAUCCUCAUCAGCGCCGAAGUGUUCAAGCAGGAGCCGCAGGUGUGGUACCUGGACGGGACAAUAGGCGUCCUCAUCGGACUCAUCAUCCUCGCCUACGGAGUCAAGCUGCUGGUCGACAUGGUUCCCCGGGUCCGACAAACCAGGAACUACGAGCGCUUUGAGUGACGAAGAGGACGAGGAAGAGGAGGGUUUGGUAAGGGUGGCUGAAGGACAGACUGACUGACAGACAUUCAGUCCUGGAGGUGCGUUCAGGCUCCAGUGUCUCCUCCCAUUCACACAUCCAAACUGAGCCAGGGGGGAGGACGCUGCGGCACAUUUUAAGUGUUUUACAAAUUGGUGUACAUCUAAUAUCUUUAUAUGUCUUUUAACAGCCGUCAGUUCUCCUGUCUAACCUAAGGCCUUCAAGAAGACUCCUUAGCAGCGACAUGUUUUUUGUACAGAGAGUAAAUAAUGUUCAGUACCUCAGUAAGUCAACACACAACGGUUUAUUUUUCCCAUGGUUCCUAGAGGCCUUUGCUGUAAAUAUGAAACGUGUGGCAGGUGAGAGGGAUGGAUGUAGCUGAGGGAGGAUUCAGGGUGAUUUGUCUCUUUAAUGACGAGAGAGGAUGUAUCAAUACGAGGCCCGUUUGGCACCGACAGUCUAAAAGCACAGGCUCAGCGACUUUAUGUUAAUAUAUUUAUUCAGACUGGAGCCCAGACAGGGCACUGUGUCAGAACCCAACGCCAGCGCCGGCUUACUGUCCUGCAGGAUGGAAAUCAUAAGAGGGUCAUGGCCUACAAUUCACCAGUAAUGUAACAGAGGGGGAAUGUGAGAAACUAGCUUAGUAGCUUUGUAUUGCAACCUUUUAUUUGUAUUUGAGAUGACAAAGUACAUUCACAACCAGUGCCAUCUACUGAGCAAAAGAGGACCUGCCACACAGGGAUACAUGUGAAUCUGCAUCAAGUAUAGCAAAUGACAGACCUAAUAAUAAUAGACAUUUGAAUUCCUGCACACUGUCAGCACUGCGAGGUACAUGUUGUAUGUCAUCGAUCUUCUCAGGGUCGAAGCCUGGAAGAGCAAAAAUAAGAGCAGUCAGAUCACAAAAAUCUGAAAGUUACAGCAGAAGUUGCACAGAAAACGAAUAAAAUAAGGCAGAAAAAUCUUAGAAUUCUCGCUUUUUGACCAAACAGGCACAAAACACCUCUCUUUGUUAAUUUCUUGCCUUUUCAUGCAAGAAUGCCAAUUCAUAAGGAACAAAUCCUAAGGAAACAUUAGAUUUAGUCAUUAUUUGCAGGAUUUAUCUGGAGAAAGUCGACUAACAUUUGAUUUAUUUGAGAACUGUCCCAGUAUGUCACACUGUCAUCGCUGUCGUUGCAGUUUUGCACUUCCUGUUGUUGACUCUCGUCGAGUUUAAUUCUAGACCUAAUGUUUGAGGAGCUCCUACACGGCCCCCCUGCUUGUCACAUCAGCUGAGCUGCUUGGUGACAAACGGAGGCUUGUCCUCACAUGUUGGGUUUACUCCGGUUUGUUAAUUAGUUUAUCCAAUUUCAGUAAUUUUGUUUGUUUGUGUAUGUUUAGACAACCAUCACAGAGACUUUUAUAGAUAUCUGUGAUGGUUUAUUGUGUGCUAGGACAACCAGUCAUGUGAUAGUGACGGUGGAAACAAACAAAUACAGAAAUCAGUUAUUAUAAAUGGAAAGAGAUUGAUAAAACAGGAAUAAAAAUACUCAAAUUAAUAACAGUAUAUUAAAUAAUGAAUGCAAAUCUUCUAUCUUUUUUAUGCUACAUAUAUGUAUUGAUGUAUUUUAAGCUGAUGAUUAGAAGGUCUUAGAUGUAUUUUAGAGCCUUCUUCUUUAUUCCUGUGACAGAAACGUAUCCAAUGGGCUGACAGUGUGCAGGUAAUCCAAGUUUUUCCAAUCAAUUUUAAUGAAUUUUCUCAGCUGUGAAUGAUUCAACAUGUCAAUGAAGAUCAUACUGUGAAGGAUUCCACUUUCCAGCUGUCUCAGUCGCUCAGAUUGGUUCUCAUUGAUGAGAAAACGCUUGUUUUGAAGUUUCAGCUGAAAUUGGACGUCUGUUGAACUGACUUGAACCUUUUUUAUUUCUGUUCUUUAUGGAAACUGAUCACACGGACACUCUGGUUUUAGACAGCAGUCUUUUUGUGACGUCAGGAGUAGAUAACGAUCCUCUCUCUUGUGGAGCUGCUGUUUGUUUUGGGAUUUUAAGGGAUGUUCCUGAUCUAAGUAUAUUGACUUGUGGAGUAAUAACAGUAAUACAUUGGAUUAGUGUUAAUCAUUCACUGACAACUUCUUAAUGCUGUGUUAAUAACCUUUAUACCUGACGUGAAUCUGUACUGGUUUACUGAAGCACAGUGGCUACUAAUCUACAUCUACCAGGCAUUAUUUAUUAAAGUUACCAACAUGGAACAACACCUGAUCCACCCACCGUGUUGGUUCCUGUGUGAACUCCAGAGCCUUAAUGUUACUGCUCAGUGUUUGGUGACUGUUGAACAUGAAUGUAAUUAUCCGCUGUUUGUUUGUCCUUGAUGAGCGGGAGCACGAGAGUCAUUGUUUCCUCCCGUGUGUGUUUCUGCAGUGGCUGUAACUGAAUGUACACACUGUGCUGUGAGAAUGAUGUGUACAGCGAAUUACUGUUCACACUUACAGGUAUAAUAUAUAACAUUAAAACGUAUGAAAUCAACCAAA